Molecule: messenger RNA, 3822 nt
Organism: Medioppia subpectinata
Lineage: Eukaryota; Metazoa; Arthropoda; Arachnida; Sarcoptiformes; Oppiidae
Source: the annotation of a GenBank genome assembly
AUGAUUUGUUUUCAUAAUAACAGUCAUCACGUGAUCAGUGCCGCCGCCGAAGACACCGACCAAUCGCUAGUGUCUGUAGUGAUCGCCGCCACCACUACUCACGCCUCCCCCCUCUUCACCGCCCACUCACUCACGAGUGCCGACUGUUAUCACCGCAACUGGUCAUCCGAUACGAUAGCCGUGUCUUUCACGGCUGGCGAUGGCCGCAGAGGUGGCAGCGGUUCCGCCUCCGCCGCCAACACUACCGGUCCGUCCGGACAGCCGUCGGCGGCGUCAGUGGCCGGGAGUCCAUCGUUGGGCGCGUCGAUCAUAAACUUCCAAAUGCCGCACACAUUGCCUCAAAUGAUACCUUCGCUGCCGUUUCCCAAUUAUCUGCCAACAAUGCCGUCGCUGCAGGACUACGUCCAACAGUUGGCCACUUUGCCGGCCGGCGUGUCGAUGCCGUCGAUGCCCAACCUGUCGAUGCCCUCAAUGCCAUUUCCCGACCCGUCGCCCAAUCAAGCCUUGCGCAACGCUGUGAAGACAUCCCAUCGGCGGUUCUCGGAGAUUGGCUGCAAAGUGCCGUUUAUGUUCAAUUGGCGCGAAGACGCGGCCAACAAUCGGCUCCGGAUCUACUUCUUGUCGUCGAUCAACAAUUCGGCCGAAAUUACGCUCAUUUACUGUGACUUCGACACAGCGGCGGCGCCGCCAACAGCGCCACCGGUUCCGCCCCAUCAACACAAUCCGCCCUCAAUAGUGGCCAACUCUCGCACCCACUCAUCGCACUCUUCAUCAUCGGCGGUCUCGCCGUCGGCGCCGAAUCGCUCGCUGGCGCCUAAUAGGAUCACUUCGCCCAUCGAUAUACACAAACCGAUUGACUGUUCCCUAAACGCCAGCAACGAAGUGGUGAUGAAUGAUCACAAGGCGUCGACGCCGACGGCCAACGACUCGUCAAUGGCCGACGAAGACGACGACGGAUUGGAUGAAGAGUUUAUGCCGAUGAGUGGCGGCCGCCGGGACGGCGACAAAGACAUGCUGUUCAACACAGACCUGAACCGCAAACCCGAGGACACAUUCCGAUUGCAUUGGAAGCCACUGAUCAUCACGAGUAAGCCGUCCACCGGUUUUGGUGACAAUAGCGGCGGCGCCGACGGCGGCGGCCAUCAGAAGACAAACUCACGCGAAGAGAACCUACAGCUGGAGAGGAAGCGGAUUAUGUUUACGGGCAUCACGUCAUACGAGUACCAGCAGAAGAGUUCUCGUUUUGUGUUCACCGCCGGCGAAACUCUGUACUGGUUUGACGACCCUCUGGAUCAGCCCACGGGUGAUGGCGCGUAUCCGCCGCCCCGAACGCCGCCCUAUUUGCCAAAUAAGUUGGACUCGACGACCAGUUUUGCGAAAAUGAAUCCACAGUUGUGUCCGUCGGACCCGAAUCUGGUGGCAUACGUGGCUGACGGCGACCUCUGGGUCUGCAAUCUGAAGAGCGGUCUCGAGUUUCGCUUAACUGAGACCAAGUUUGACACCGACUCCGGCGUAAUGUCCGCCGGACUGCCUUCUUAUGUCAUACAAGAGGAGUUCCGCCGAUACACCGGCUUCUGGUGGCGACCGGACAACGAGUACGACCACAUCGACAGCACGUCCGGCGACGUGAGCUAUAGUAUACUCUGCGAGUUCGUCGACGAGAGCGAAGUGGACCUCAUGAAGAUCGCCAGUUGGGACGGCACUGUCGAAGAGUAUCGGUUCCCACGACCGGGCCAACCGAACGCCGAGUCGUCGCUAUCUAUCGUAACGUUUUCGUUGAAUCCGAUGACACAACUGAUUAGCGACGUUAAGAUCUCUUCGCUGCCGAAGUCACUGCCGGACGCGUUCCCGGCGUACGAGUAUUUGGUCCGUUGCGGUUGGCAUUCGUUCGACGCCCUAUGGAUACAGCUCUUAGACCGAAGUCAAUCGCAUCUAGUCUUAGUGAUGAUGUCGGCGCAGGACCUGUUCCCGCCCCAAGUGGUCUACGAAGAGCGCACCAAUCAGUGGAUCAACUGUCACGAUGUGCUUCACUUCUACGGCGCCGACAGCGCCGCCACCGUUGGCGAAGAGUUGACCGCCGGUUCGGUACUCAAGUUUCUCUGGUCGUCAGAAGAGACCGGUUUUCGCCAUUUGUAUCAAAUCGAAGUGCAAUUAGUGGCCAACGGAUCCAAUGAUGACAGUAUGAUGAAUGACGAUCAGCUGUCCGAUGAUAGCACAGUCGCCGCUGCGGUGGCGCCUACUUGUGAGCCAACUCUCGCUACCAAUGAGGACACGAACGGCGCAAAAUUGCCCAAAUUGGACGAGCGCUCAGAUUUCAGUACAAAUGAUUCACAACGAGUUAAAUCAGGCACAGAUUACGGGCAAAACUCGCUAGACUUUCAGCCAAUCGGAACGUUACGGUCGAAACUGAUCCGCAAAACGCAGUUAACGUACGGCAAUUGGGAGGUCAGCGAUAAGGAGGUCUGGUGUGACGAACCCAACGGACUCGUGUACUUCACGGGACUCCGAGAGUCGCCGCUCGAGCGGCACCUAUACGUGAUAUCCGUGAAUCAUCCGAAACUGGCGCCCAAACGGCUCACCGCCGAAGACUUUUCGCACACAACUAUUGCCUUUAACACGAGUUACAAGUAUUUUGUCGACAUUCAGUCCAACAUAACGAUACCGCCGUUCGGUUUCCUCCAGAAACUGGUGGCGCGAACGCCGGCCACGACUCUGCCGGACGCCGAGUCGGCGCGACUAUUCCUGGGCUCGUCGGCCAAUCCGGGCGAAGACAGCGACCAAAUGGAUUUGUUGCCGGGGAUGAGCGCACCGCAGCUCUUCGACUAUCGGCUCAAGUCGGGUGAUAUGAUCUACGGAUUCAUAUUCAAGCCCGAGUGCAUGGAGGACGGCGUCCGCUACCCAGUGCUGCUCGAGAUCUACGGCGGACCCGAAGUACAGUUAGUCAGCAAAUCGUUCAAAGCUGUCCGCCACUGUCGCCGCCAUUUGUUGGCCUCCGAGGGCUAUAUAGUGGUGGCGUUGGACUCGCGCGGCUCCAAACACCGAGGUGUGCAGUUCGAGGCGCACUGUCGCCGCCGCUUGGGUCAGGUGGAGAUCGCCGAUCAGGUGGAAGCGCUGCAGUGGUUGGCCGAGAAUACGGGUUUCAUCGACAUGACACGGGUGGCAGUGCACGGCUGGUCGUACGGCGGGUACCUCUCGCUCAUGGCGUUGGCCCAGAGGCCCGAUGUGUUCAAGUGCGCCAUCGCCGGCGCGCCCGUCACCAACUGGCAGUUGUACGACACCGGCUAUACCGAGCGCUAUAUGGACACACCGGCCAACAAUCCCGACGGCUACCGACUCGGCAACGUUAUGACACAUAUUAACUCGUUUCCCAAUGAGGAGAAUCGUUUGUUGAUAAUCCACGGCCUGAUGGACGAGAACGUGCACUUCGCCCACACCGUGCAGUUGGUCCACGCGCUGGUCAACGCCAACAAACCCUACCAAUUAAAUAUUUAUCCGUUCGAGAGGCACAGCCUCCGGCACUCCCAGUGCUCCGAACACUACGAGACACUAUUGCUAUCACCCAAACGCGCGAUGAGAUUACUUACUAGUGAUGUGUGCGAUGUCUUCUUCACCACACCAUUCAUUAUCAUCUACUCAUACCUCGGGAGAGAAAGAGUUGUUUCGGUGGAACCGAUCCGCUCUCCAGUCGUUACCGUUUUCAUCCGUUACGGCCAUACCAUUGACUCGACUGCAGCGGUCGCCCACCGCUAUGACCGCCGUCGUCGGCCAGACCAUCACCUGUGGCUCAAGACAUACAAACACCAGCCAAUCACCACUGCUUAG